Molecule: messenger RNA, 4390 nt
Organism: Ornithodoros turicata
Lineage: Eukaryota; Metazoa; Arthropoda; Arachnida; Ixodida; Argasidae
Product: cilia- and flagella-associated protein 97-like
Exons: 2
Coding region: 187-1443 (418 amino acids)
Biological process (GO): spermatogenesis
Source: RefSeq, a predicted model, not a curated record
CAAUCAGUCCCUACAUUUUCCGCAACAAAGCUUUAUAGAAAAUUGUUUCUUACCGAAGUAUUGGCAUAUUAGCUCGUUAAUUUUUAAUUCUGCGUCGGACAAAUCAUCGCCGAUGUCGUGCCAAUCGUCUGCUGUCGCGAAAGCUCCGUGGAGUAAAUGGCUUCACAACUGAUGUGCUGACGAAAAAUGUCGUGGAAAGUCGGGUUAGGAGGCACGCACGACGACCUUGAUUUACAAGGAGCGAUAGAUGUUUCGUUCUUUGAUACCGAUUCCAAGGAGACACUUGGAUGCUGCUCAAAUUUGACGAACUGUGAGCCCACAAAGUCAACCUCUGCUGACCUCGCAGGCCUAGGUCAGAAAUGUCACACUCGCGACAGCCAGCCUUUCCCAUCUCAGUCAAACAACUUUACUGGUCAUCCCAUCGGGCAACAUUACCAGCAAGAAACGGCCACCUACUACUCGGAUUUCGAGAUGACAAAACCAACGUCAUUUAUGCUGGGCGAUUCCCAAGUGACACCUGUGAACACCGACAGGGAUAUGAAAGACGGUUCCCCCGUUCAUAGGGAUGACAUGGGUGAAGACGAAGUUACGAGUCCAAAUUCCAGUGUAUCAGUGACUGAUUCUGACGGUGUGUCAUCUUUAAGCGAAGAUUCCAUGGAAGGCCUCUCUGAAUCAGAGUCCAUCACAGAUGUGACACCGCUACAUUCGCCUUACAUGUGUGAUAGCCCAGUGCCAACUACAAAAAUGCCGAUUAGCAAGCUCGCAUUGCCUGGAAGUACCAACGGAAGAGAGAGAGCAGACACUAGUAGCGGCAGCGACUCCGAUGGACCGCCCUACGAUACGAAAAGAAAAAAUAGCGUUAAAUUGAGGGGAAAGGUUCGAUUAGGUACCGGCACGAAACAAGAAGAUUCAGUUGACCUGAGGUUAUUAGUAGAUGCAAUACGGCAGCUAGAAGCGCACCAGUGUGACCAAACGUCUUCUGUGAGAACUCGUAGGUGUGAACCAUCCUCAGUGGCCAAGGGGCGUAAAAAUAUGUCCUUCACUAAUGAAGAAGUGCAGAACAUUGACAGAGAGAAUCAGAGAUUGUUGAAGCGAAUUUUGGCACAACAGAACCGGCCUAAACCAAAGUUUGACACACGGACACCCUCACGGUUAGCGCCGUCUGCUAUCAACAGGCAGAGGCAACAACGACAGAUCGAAGUGGAAAAUCUGGCUCUGUUAAAACGCAUAGAAUCAGCCAAACCUUCCUUGGACAUGGUGCCUGCGUCCCAGGCAGUCUGCGCGGAAUUUGGAGGUGCUCUACCCCGGGCGAGGUCUCACUCGCUGUCGCUGACGAGGCACAGGCUGGCAUCACCCUCCGCGGCUUCUACGACGGGAAAGUCGGUCGCAUCGCUGAGUGGAGUUUCACACUUCCCUCAUCGGCAGAAGCACCACUCUCAUUAGCCUCGCGCACCACCGUGCCAUAGUUUUUUUUUUUUUGUAUGUUUGUGGAAUAUUUGAAGUGGAUGACGUGAGUUGUGGAAAAUGGUUUUUAUUUCCUUUGCGGAAUAUCCUGUUUCAAACUUAUAAUUAGGGAGUGACCUUUUCGGAUUAAACCCGAUUCCGCCCGAUUAUUCCCCCCCCCGAACUGACCUCCGACCAAUUCGGGUUAAACCCGAUUUCUCCCCGAAUUCCAGUCACUAUGAAAUCCCCAAGUGACGUUUCCACUGAAGACGAACAAAGGUCACCACGUGUAACGCAUGUAAGAAUGGGUCACUUACGUUCCCAGUAGUACACCCAUGUGUGUCAACACUAUCUAUGCUUUCGGGGAUUAGCGCUGGAAGGUCACGAUCCCGCAAAAAAAAAAAAAAAAAAGAGAGAUUAGGAAAGGUCAUAAUAGACAAGAGGAGAAACAAAAACACCCGAAGGCACAAUUAUCGCCUGAUUUCUCCCCGAAUUACAGAUUUAAAAAUAGCGCCCGAUUUUUACCCCCCGAAUCUGAGGAAGGCAUUUAACCCGAAAAAGUCACUCCCUACUUAUAAUGCGUCUGCAGAGCUGACUGUGAACUGUGCACCUGGCACGCAGCUAUCACUAGUCAUUUGUAAGUUUCAUAGUUUUGGUAUCAUUCUCCCCUACUAAUUGUUUUGCCAAAUCGAUUUUUAGUGAAAGACUGAAAGCAUUUUAUGUCUGAUGUAGUUCUCAGGUUUGCACUGAACAUAACAAAUCCAUCAGUUAUUGAGAGCUAAUCUUAGCUCUCUAGUAUUCAUCUGCAUUUCUUCCAGUUCUCAGGGUAAAUUAAUUUUUGAACCGAAGGCAUAAAAAAAAAAAAGUGAGAUUAUCUCGAUACAACUGUAAUGAGUUAACGUUUACAAACACGAAGCCCAUUUGCACUCGCAGCAGAAGCAUUGGCCAUUGACAUUCCUGUAGGCAGUAUCCUUUAUUCAUAGUUUCAAUAUAACAACGGUGAAUUGCCAGUGUCCUUUUAAUUCCCAAACACACUGCACACGAUGUAACCGUCAUUCUCAAAAUGACAUCUUGCAUUUACAUCAAAUUUUACGAUAAAUAGUAGAAACAUGCAAUGGACAAUGUUUCUCAGCUCGGGGGGGUAACAGUAUCAACAUGACUGAAUUGUCGGAUUGUGUGUUGAUGUUUCUUUCCUACAAGGUAGCCUAAAAUGUAAAAUACUCCAGCCAGGUAUGUGCACAGCCCUAGCAAGUUUGUAAGUCACUCUAUAAAGCUGCCAGUGAUUGAUUGAUUGAUUGAUUGAUUCAUUCAUUCGUGCCCAAGAACAGCCACAAGGGCCUUGUGACAAUGGGUGCACUAGAGAGAAAAAAAUAUCAUUUUGACUUAUAAUGAUGACGAUGAAGCAGCCUUCGAGUAGACGUGAAAAUUUGGCCAGUGUUUGUACCGUGUUUGAAAGGGUUAUUGGUUUCCAUAGAAACCCCACGCAAGCCUAGAACUUGACUACAGCAUGUGCACGGGCGUACCUAUGCAUUUACAAUGGAUCAAGGUUUGCGUAGUAGUGGAUUAGGUAUGUUGGUACUACACCAUGUAAGGCCUGAACAUGCUCACAUACUACAUUGGCUACUGGUUUCCUUUCUGCAGCCUGCUCGAGCUGCAUUUAGGACAUUUUUCUUGUUUUGAAGCUUGUUUGCAUAGACGUUGGUUCCCAGAAGUCAACCAACAUGUGGUACUGCAUAGGUACUGUUGAGGUACAUUUCUGCUGUACAUAGUAAUAGUUGACAACUUUAUUGUUGUACAUCUUGUCCGUGCACAGUGUCCCAAAAGUGGCAUCAAAAAGCUUUACCAGGAAACUAGUUUGGAUAAAAAAAAUAAAAAAAAAUGUGCCAUUCAAAUGGUACUGAGCUUUACUUCAGUUGGACCCCGAUCUUGACAGUCCAGGAGUCAAGCAUGCUCUUCUGAUCAGCAGUUAGUAGUGUCUGUGGCAUUUGCCCCAUUCCACUACAAGCCAAUCAAAAAAGAGAAAUUUUGCGGUUUGGUUGUGGGAGAGGUGGAGACUCAAUUUGAGUCAAUCUGAAUCAAUUGGAGUCUCCACUCACUUAGUGGAUCAGGAGAAAGCAAUGCCUAUAGGUUAAAGAAAAAAAAAAGAAAGAAGGAGCUACCCUGUCUGUCUGUGACAGAGGCAGAAGGAACAAUAUUCUAUUUUUCGCAUCUCAGGACGUUGUGGUGGGACGGGGCAAUCUUUUGUCUCUGUAUCGUAUUGCAGAGUUCACUUGCAAAAUAUCACUAAGCAUGGAUACUCUUUCAUUAACUGCCAAAUUUUUACUGAAAUAUUUUUGAAGACGUAUUAUUGUGCCUAGUAGAUAUUAGUUUUUUUUUUUUAAGUUUUCCUGGGACAGCAUGUGCACUGUACGAAAUGUACAAUUAACUCUAGCAAAAUAUCUGGUGCUUCAAAGGGAGCUUAGGGUUGUUGAUCUGCGAGUUUUAUAUUUGCUAAGAAUGUUCUUCGACAGAUUUUCUAAGAAAAAGAUUUAUGAGUGUUCCGUAGAUCCUAAAUAUAGUGUUACAGUAAUUUGUUAUCAGUCCAAUAACAUUCCUCUUAUAGAAUUGUAUAGAUUCCACAGGAACCCUUCCUGCCUUGGCAGUUUGGAACGCAGCGCUGUAACAAACAAGUACUGUGUGGGAAGUAUUUCCGUGCAAGUUAACUGAAGCAGGUGUUCAGAAGGCACAAUUAAUGCAUGGUAGAUGGAAAGGUGGUUGGCACAAGUGAACGUGCAUCGCGGAUAAACAGGAAUACCAAAUUGAGAUUGGUCUAGUUCCAAAAUAUUUUGUACAAAUCACAAACCCAAUACAUAACUUUAUUCUGUAUUGUUGCACUCUACUGCAAAACAGAAGUUUUGCAUGUCUUGCCACUACCUCGUUUUUAUCUACGUAUGUGCAACACACAAGG